AUGUAUAUUAAUGGAGCUAGCAGCAAGCAAGCACGCCCGCUGCCAGCUUCUUUUCCCUGCAUAAUUUAUUUCUCCGCGUUUUGAACUGCUUCCGGUGAAGGUUUAAAGUUUUGGUCUAAAAAUUGGAUCUUGAUGAACCCGGCGGGAAUAUAGACGACGACUGACAGUUCGCCGUACGACAAGACGCCCAAUAUCCCAUGGCCACUGGCAAUCGCCGCGGCGACGAGGGCAGCCACAAAAGCGACUCCGGCAAUGGCAGCAGUUGGCGUCCCCGGCGAGGACGGCCGCUUGGUUCUAAGAAUAAGCAGAAGCCGCCGGUCAUCAUCACCCGUGAGAGCCCCGACGCGCUCCGCCCCCACGUGCUGGAGAUCGCCAGCGGCACCGACAUCGUCGCGGCCGUAUCCGCCUUCGCUGCGCGCUCGCAGCGCGGCCUCUGCGUGCUUAGCGGCAGGGGAGCCGUGGCCGACGUGACGCUCCGCCAGCCCUGGUUGGAGGCGGCGGCGGCGGUGUCCAUGAAACUUCCCGGCCGGUUCGAGAUCGUGUCCCUCCACGGGGCGUUCCUUCCGGUGCUGGCACCGCUGGGGGCGAACGGGCUGGCGGUCUCCGUUGCCAGCCGAGGGGGAGGGCAGGUAAUGGGCGGGAAUGUGGUCGGGAAAUUGAUGGCGGCAGGGACGGUGUAUGUGGUCGCCGUUUCGUUCGGGAAUGUGGUCUACGAGAGGUUGGCGGCGGACGAAGAGGCAGGGGCAUCUGUGAUCUGACGCCAGAACUCCUCUGAGACCGCCGCCGUGACUAAGAUACUUUUUAUAUAUAUGCUUCUACUGCCUGAUCUCAGUGCUAGGUCUUGUUCUUGUACUCGUAAAACAUCAAUUUCGUAGUAGAUUCAGUCGCGUUGGUACAUGGUAAAAUUGUAAGCGGAAGGAUGUCACUAGGUGUUCAUUGCUCGAUUUUU
Messenger RNA from Zingiber officinale, 949 nucleotides. RefSeq names its product AT-hook motif nuclear-localized protein 19-like. Gene Ontology annotation, molecular function: DNA-binding transcription factor activity; minor groove of adenine-thymine-rich DNA binding. The transcript is spliced from 2 exons. Gene Ontology annotation, cellular component: nucleus. Lineage: Eukaryota; Viridiplantae; Streptophyta; Magnoliopsida; Zingiberales; Zingiberaceae. The coding region runs from base 198 to 758 and encodes 186 amino acids. The record is from RefSeq and is a predicted model, not a curated record.